Molecule: messenger RNA, 1390 nt
Organism: Linum trigynum
Lineage: Eukaryota; Viridiplantae; Streptophyta; Magnoliopsida; Malpighiales; Linaceae
Source: the annotation of a GenBank genome assembly
AUUUCGUAUUUGAUAAUACCGAUUGGGAUACCGAAGUACCGAUUGGGAUACCGAAAUAUUUGGGGAUUGGUAUUGGGAUACCGAAAUUAUUUAGGGAUUGAGAUUGUGAUUGAUUUUAAGGUGUAAUUCGAUAUUCAGAAUUUCGAUACUUGAUAUUGGGAUACCGAUACCACACCGAUUUCCACUCUUAGGUACAGGUAACAUCAGUUUUUUGCACAAAUAGGAAAGACUACUAAUGUGGUCAUAUCCCGACCCUUCAUUUCAAGCUUUCACCACCACCAUGCUUUUCAGCAUUUCUUAUUUACUCAUCUACAUGCACUUCAGUUUUUUGCACGGGCUGCCCAGAGACCAUCCACCACUGCCUGUUUGAAUGCGGCCAUGCCCAAGAGACGUGGAAAGCGUGCUUCCCAAACAUGUCUACACCACCUCCUCUCACAAACCCUCUUGAUUGGCUUUUUCAGGUCCAAAAAGGAGCCCCAGAGCAAUCAACUCACUUCAUCAUCUACCUCUUAUGGACUAUCUGGUUGGCAAGAAACGAGAAGGUGUUCGACAAUGUCACCCCAUGGCCACCUCGCUCAUGCUCCAAUGCUACUCGUGAUCAAAAGCAGUGGACAGAGUGUCCGAAAGUCCCCCUACAGCAGAGACUCCACUCGGACCAGCGCAAUCACACCCAGAACAACCCUGAUCCACCGCCAAGCAAUCCCAGUUAUGAGAUUCACUGUGAUGGUUCAUUCUCCAAUGAAUCCCAGGAGGCGGCUUAUGGUUAUGUGAUCCUCAAUAACCAUGGACAGGUUUGCGAUGGAGCGGCUGGUCCUGUUACCUGUUCCUCACCAAUUGAAGCGGAAGCUAUGGCUAUUCAGGAGGCUAUUUUUGCGGCUAAAAGAUUGAACGCAACAGUUCAUGUAAAAUCCGACUGUCUCUCCCUUGUAAACGCAAUGGCAAGGACGCCUGAGUUUUGGCCGUGGGCUUGUGCGGCGAGACUAAGUGUUGUCACCGCCAUUCUUGACAGUGAGCCAAGAAUUAAGGUUGAGUUCUUCUCUAGAAAGAACAACUUCCGGGCAGACUGGAUUGCUCGGUCUUUCAAUCAGGGAUCCCUCCCCGAAGACUGGAUUACCGUUCUGAAUCUGCUGGAUCCUUUCUUUUCUAAUGUAUCCUGACAAUUGGUUUGAGGAAUAAAAGUAACAAUGAUUUACCACUGUCAAAAAAAAAAAAAAAUCUUGCCAUCUUGCCGUCCUCUAAAACAACUCAGCUCUGUCCUAGGUGGGCCCAAAUUUCUUCUGCUCUAUCAGGAGCUUCCGAAUUAGGUAUGUAAAAUCGUAUCAGAGAUCGCGCCAGUAAGCUAGUAAGGUUCAUAAUUCUUAUACAACCAUAAUCAACGUUAUGCAAUUUA